Molecule: messenger RNA, 882 nt
Organism: Fragaria vesca subsp. vesca
Lineage: Eukaryota; Viridiplantae; Streptophyta; Magnoliopsida; Rosales; Rosaceae
Product: eukaryotic translation initiation factor 4E-1-like
Exons: 6
Coding region: 1-882 (293 amino acids)
Biological process (GO): translational initiation
Cellular component (GO): eukaryotic translation initiation factor 4F complex
Molecular function (GO): RNA 7-methylguanosine cap binding; translation initiation factor activity
Source: RefSeq, a predicted model, not a curated record
AUGUCAACCUUUUCCAAACUCCUGAGAGGAAAGGAAAAGCUUGAGGCUUUUCUGAGGAAAUACCCCGAAAUUCCUUAUGCAGUGGCGACUGUAGUUUUUUCGGAACUGGGAUUUCCAUACAUUCUGCUCCCUGAGAUUCCGGCCAUUAUGAGAUACCUCCGCCGGCUGUGGGAGACGCCAACCUGGAGGGAGGUUGUGUCCUCACUACUCCAGUCCGGCAACAUCCUCUUGUUUGCUUUGCUCUACCUGGCGUUUCACCUUCUCUGCUCUAUGAUUAAGAAGAAGAAGUUGACAACAUGGUUGGCAGUGGGCUUCCUCACCCGCCGGGUGAUCAAGCUGUGCCCAAAGGAGUUCAGGUCGGAGCACUCGUGGACCUUGUGGGUCGGUAACCCGAUGGCCAACUCCGAGCAAGAGGAUUGGGGCGGCUCACUUUGCCCGAUUUACACCUUCUCUACUGUGAAGGGCUUUUGGAGUCUGUAUAACAACAUGCACCAUCCGAGCAAGUUGACUCCCGGUUACGAUUAUUAUAUAUUCAAAGAGAAUAUUGAGCCAGAGUUGGAGGAUCCUGCUUGUUCUGAUGGAGGGAAAUGGACUCUGACAUUUUCUACUGGGAGAUCUGAUCAAUCCUGGUUGCAUACAAUACAAGCACUGGUCCAAGAACAGUUUAAUCAUAGAUAUGAAAUAUGUGGAGCAGUUAUCAGUUUAAGAGAUGGGCAAGAAAAGAUUGCUCUUUGGACCAAGAAUGCAGCAAAUGAGGCGGUUCAGGUGAGCAUUGGCAAACAAUGGAAAGGCUUCCUUGAUAGCAAUGAAACUAUUUGGUUCACGUUUCAUGAAGAUGCUAGGCAAGUUGGGAGCUAUGCCAAUGAUAGAUACACAGUGUGA